Molecule: messenger RNA, 2011 nt
Organism: Austrofundulus limnaeus
Lineage: Eukaryota; Metazoa; Chordata; Actinopteri; Cyprinodontiformes; Rivulidae
Gene: ppp2r5a
Product: protein phosphatase 2, regulatory subunit B', alpha isoform
Biological process (GO): protein dephosphorylation; signal transduction
Cellular component (GO): cytosol; nucleus; protein phosphatase type 2A complex
Molecular function (GO): protein phosphatase activator activity
Source: RefSeq, a predicted model, not a curated record
GACGUACACCUGUCAACGCUUUUCUCAGUCCAGCGCUCAGACGAAGGAGCGACGACUGGCUGCCUUGCCUGGAAGCGUUUUAUGGCCGCCUGCUCGGGCUCGACAUCCACUUAUUUUCUCUUGUUUUCGGUCUUUUUAGAGGCCGCAGAAGCUGGACUGUUGCGGUAUAAUCAGCGAGGAUUGCAGCGAGGACUAAGUCGCUCUUUAUGCGGUUAACUUCACCGCCAAACGAGUCCGCCGAACGACGUUUUUUUUAAACUUCAUUGUGGCAGAGAGAGUCAGCGGAAGUGUCUAAACUCUUGGAUUAAAACCGAUGCUUGAAGUCGUGGAGUUGGUGCUUUAAUGAGGACUUCCAUGAGGUGCAGUUCCCGGUUUUAACUUAUUUUCUUCUCACCGGUGCAUUUUGUCGUCACAUCAAAACAAGCUAGCAUGCUAGUUGUGUGCAUUGGCUGCUAGCUAUAGUGUUUAAUCCAGACAACUUUGACAACAAUGCCUUACCUACGUUAUGCAACAGGUAGAGCCACCGAAAGCACGACAAAUCUGCAAGAACGGAUGGAUAUUUAGACAUUUAUUUGUAUUUCUUACGAUUUAGCUCGGGUUGUAGUGCAUUCAUUGUUCUAUUUAAAGAUUGUUCCGCGUUUAAACAACACUUCAGUGAUGGACACAGCCUGAUGACGAGCAGACAUGAUGGAUUAUACAGAAUAGCACAAGAAGAAGCCUCAGCAGCAGCUCGUACGGUUCUCUCUGGAUUUUUAAUGCUGAUACAGAGGAAACCCUAAUCAUCGUCAUCAACGACAGCUCGAGUUUCAUGCAUCAAAAUGUCGGCCAUCUCUGCAUCCGAAAAGGUGGACGGCUUCACGAGGAAGUCCGUGAGGAAGGCUCAGAAGCAGAGGAGAUCCCAGGGUUCGUCUCAGUACCGCAGCCAGAGCACCCCGGUGGAGCUCUCCCCGCUGCCGCAGCUCAAAGAUGCCCAGUCCACAGAGCAGCAUGAACUGUUCACCCAGAAACUCCAGCAGUGCUGCACGCUCUUCGACUUCAUCGACUCGGUGGCCGACCUGAAGAGCAAGGAGGUGAAGAGGGCGACCCUCAACGAGCUGGUGGACUAUGUUUCCACAAACAGAGGGGUGCUGGUGGAGACUGCAUACCCUGAGAUCAUCAACAUGAUCACUACCAAUAUUUUUCGGGCUCUUCCUCCAAGUGAAAAUCCAGAUUUUGACCCAGAAGAAGAUGAACCCACUCUUGAAGCUUCUUGGCCUCAUAUUCAACUGGUGUACGAGUUCCUGCUGCGCUUCUUAGAGAAUCCUGACUUUCAACCCAGCAUUGCGAAGAGACACAUUGAUCAGAAGUUUGUUCUGCAGCUGCUGGAGCUGUUUGACAGCGAGGACCCGAGGGAGCGGGACUUCCUGAAGACUAUCCUGCAUCGGAUUUAUGGAAAAUUCCUGGGCCUGCGAGCCUUCAUCAGGAAGCAGAUCAACAACAUCUUUUUAAGGUUCAUCUAUGAAACCGAACAUUUUAACGGUGUCGGUGAACUGCUGGAAAUUCUGGGAAGCAUCAUCAAUGGGUUUGCGUUGCCUCUGAAAGCAGAGCACAAGCAGUUCCUGAUGAAGGUGCUCAUCCCCCUACACACAGCUAAAGGACUGGCUCUUUUCCACGCACAGCUGGCUUACUGUGUGGUCCAGUUCCUGGAGAAAGACCCCACUCUGACAGAGCCGGUGAUCCGCGGCCUGUUGAAGUUUUGGCCGAAAACCUGCAGCCAGAAGGAGGUGAUGUUUCUGGGGGAAAUCGAGGAGAUCCUGGACGUCAUCGAACCGACACAGUUCAAAAAGAUCCAGGAGCCGCUGUUUAAACAGAUCAGUAAAUGUGUGUCUAACCCACAUUUUCAGGUAGCAGAACGUUCGCUCUACCUGUGGAACAAUGAGUACAUCCUCAGCCUCAUCGAGGAGAACAUCGACAAGAUCCUCCCCAUCAUGUUCGGCAGCCUCUACAAAAUCUCCAAGGAGCACUGGAACCA